Messenger RNA from Saccharomycopsis crataegensis, 1203 nucleotides. It is a transcript of the gene MRP7, whose product is annotated as mitochondrial 54S ribosomal protein bL27m MRP7. Gene Ontology annotation, cellular component: ribosome; mitochondrial large ribosomal subunit. Gene Ontology annotation, biological process: translation. Gene Ontology annotation, molecular function: structural constituent of ribosome. The record is from RefSeq and is a predicted model, not a curated record. The transcript has a single exon. Bases 1 to 1203 code for a protein of 400 amino acids. NCBI's taxonomy places the organism in Eukaryota, Fungi, Ascomycota, Saccharomycetes, Ascoideales, Saccharomycopsidaceae.
AUGUCAAGCAUAUUCUCAUUAUCCAAGGCUUCGUCCCUCACGAAGAAGGUCCUUGUGGCUGGCAAGCUUUUGGCACAAAACAAUAAUGCAUUCAAUUCGAAUAUCCCUUCAUCCUCGUUACUCGCUCUUUCUCUGAUCCAAAUUCGUACCUCCACCAAGAAGGCCGCUGGUUCGAAAACUAAUAUGAAAGAUUCUGCUGGUCGUAGAUUGGGUCCAAAGAAGAACGAAGGUAUUUUGGUUAGAACUGGCCAAAUCAUUUAUAGACAAAGAGGCACCAAGAUACAUCCUGGUGAAAACACCGGUAUUGGUAGAGACCACACCAUAUAUGCUAAAGAACCAGGUUAUGUCAGAUAUUAUUUGGAUCCUUUCCAUCCAAGCAGAAAGUUUGUCGGGGUGGCCUUAAGAAAGGAUUUGGCGUUGCCUAGUAAUCACUGGGAACCAAGAGUAAGAAGAUUUGGUUAUGUCGAACUAAAAGACUCAAAAUCAGCCCAACAAGAAGAAGAACAUUUGACUAGAAAAGAUUGGCUAUUGAAGCAAAAGGUCGACAAGGAAGUUGAACAAAGAGAUAUUAGAAGACAAACCAAGAAACAAGAACUAUUAACUGAAUUUAAAGCAUUGAAUAUCGGGGAAUUCUCAGAAGAUCAAUUGAAUAUCGUAGCAAGCAGACUUCUUAACGUUCAAAGAUUCUUGAUUAAUGGAUUUAGCUUGUCAGAAUCUGAACAGAACGUCACUUUCAACGAUUUAUAUGACUACAAGUUGUCAUUGAAAAGAACAGAAAUAGAUGAAGCUAAAUAUCAGGAAUUGGUUUCUCAGUACAAGUCCUUGGCUUCAAAAACUGAUGAGCAUGUUGCCUUCAAUGCCAAAUACCAUGUUGUCAAGAAGAUCUCAGAAGAAAAAAAGAAAGCUAUGAAAACCGAGUUAAUUGGCCAAUUGACCAAAUUGACAGAACAAUUGCCAAUCAAGAAGGAUGAUAAAUCCAAGAUUGUUGAAUUGAUCACCAAUGCUGAAAAUACGGGUGUGUUGACUAAAUCUGAAAUUGUUAGAGUGAGAAGAAGAUUCCUCAAGCCAGUAGCACCAGAAUCCGUUGCUGUUUUGGAAAAGUCUGCCAAGAAGUCAGUUUCAUACAAGAGAUUUGAUUACAGUUCUAAUAAGGUCGUUACCAUCAUUAGAUCAAACGAUGCUUUCCUCUCAAAAGCUAAAUAG